Molecule: messenger RNA, 1820 nt
Organism: Scylla paramamosain (green mud crab)
Lineage: Eukaryota; Metazoa; Arthropoda; Malacostraca; Decapoda; Portunidae
Product: sushi, von Willebrand factor type A, EGF and pentraxin domain-containing protein 1-like
Exons: 11
Coding region: 196-1644 (482 amino acids)
Source: RefSeq, a predicted model, not a curated record
GCAAAGCAGACGACGCCAUUGAUGUCAACAAGAGAAGGCGUCAUUGAGUUUAGUGAUGAAGGCUACAUUUCCUCCCUUCCCUUAGCUCCGUCACACGUGCCACGUGCCACACUGCCGCAGGGACGCCCCGCCAACAUGCACUCACGCUAGAUGAUGGCAGCGUGACCCUACACUACAGAAACAAGAACAACUACCAUGAGGGUGACGGGAGGCUUGGUGAUGGUGGUGGUGGUGGUGAUGGCAGUGGUGGUGAUGGUGGUGACGGCAGCCGAUGGUGAUGACGAGGUGAACUUGAUCUCAACACGUACCAACAUGUCUGCAGACAGGUGUGCCAGCCUGCCCAUCCCGCAGGGGCAGGUGUUGCCUCACAAGCGUUCCUACCUGGUGGGGGAGAUGGUGACAGUGAGGUGUGCCAGGGGAUAUAUGUCACGGUGGAAGGUGGUGUGUGGCCCAAAGGGAGUGUGGCACACCCCUGAUGGAUUUCCCAUGAUACCUCGCUGUAGAUACGUGCAGUGUGGGCCGCCUGACGACAUCCCUCAGGGCAAGGUGGAGGUGCUGAAGUCCCCACCACUGUACAUGGGGCCAGGGCGGGUCAGCACAAGGGUCGGGGCAGCGGGGAAGGGCGGGGAGGUGUGGUACCCAGAGAACAGUGUGGCGCAGUACUCCUGUGAGGCGGGGUACAGACUACUGACAUCCCACACCUCAUACUCCAGCCAUCUGUCUCAUCAUCUCACUUGCCGCCAUGGGGAGUGGCAAGGAGAGCUGCCCCAGUGUGUGAGCCAAGGAUGCCGAGCCAGAGAGCCAGUGAUGAAUGGAUAUUACUUUGAGAUCACAGGGUCUUGGGACGGCCAGGAGUACCCAGCCAACGCAAGGGUCCAGUUUGUCUGCCACACUGGGUACGUCUUGAGUGGGCCAGACCAGUUCACCUGUGAGAAGGGAGGUGUUUGGGUGCCCAGGAAGGAGGUGCCCCAUUGUGAACCCCUGCAGGAAUUGAUAGGCGCUGAACUCUGUCCAGUGCCCCCAGAGGUCGCCAACACUGAGCAGAAGUUGGUGCGGGGCCUGGUGACGACGAAGGGGGCUGUAGAAGGGACUGAGGUCUCUUAUAGGUGCCGGCCUCACUAUCGAAACACUCUCGCUCCUUGCGUCACCCAUAUCCUCACUUGCAAGGGGGGAUUGUGGGAAGGGACGUCUCCUAAGUGUGAGGAGUUCUACAGCUGCAUGCCGCCACCCAAUAUACGCCAUGGCACCCUCUCAGACAGUGUCUCCUCCUUCCCAGUACAGGCACAGGUAUACUAUCAAUGCGAAUCUGGGUACAAGCUGAUGGGUCCUUCUGUGGUCACCUGCCAGGAGGACACAGGCUGCUGGACUCCUCGCCUUCUGCCUGUGUGUCGCCGUCUCCACCAGUACAGAGAUGAGCCACUGAGGGGGGACACAUCUAUCCUGGACAUCCACACCAUCCUCGUCGCCACCACUGGGAGUGUCAUUGGCAUCCUGCUCAUUGUGCUGGCCCUCAUCUUGUACCAGCGUGCUGUCAGCCCCAAACUUGUGCGUCUGCGAAACAGCGGAAGCAGCGGAGUGGUGGACAUCCCCCCACCCCCACACCCCCCGGCCAGCCAGCGCCCCACCGCCCCACCCAGACCAUGAUCCAGACAGAGUGGCCCUUAUUGCCUUCCCUGACGAGCAAGGAGUACCACCCACUUACGAGGAAGCUGUACGCCAUCGCCCCGCCAUUUUUGAGCCUCCAGGGGGUGCAGGGGGAGCUGGCAGGUACACUCCCCAUGCCCCCCGCAGCCGGGCACACAGGGUCGGGGUGCCAGGGG